AUGGGACGCAAGAGGAGAUCCAAUGGCGCGGCCGCGCCCACAAAGGCCAAGGAGGCUCCGGGAGCGAGCAUCAAGAGGAUUGAGUCGUACGAGGACACGCUGCAGGAGGGCGGCGUUGACGACUACAUGUUCAAGCGGGACCAGAUCAUGAUCGACCCGCACGAAGAGGAGUCUGAUGGCGACAUCGGCGCCGACGGUGACGAGGUCCUGGGCUUGAACGUGCACAAGUUCGGACGUGAUGAGGACGCCGAAGAGGAGUAUGAGGAAGGCGAGGAGGAGUGGGCAGAGCCCAAGCAACUGAAGCGUCUGUCCAAGGCCAAGCCUGACCUCUCGACCAAAGGACGUUUUGGGAAGGAGGAAGAGGACUCGGAUGACUACUCUGAAGACGAUUCCGAGGAGGACUCGGGCUCCGAGUCCGAGGAGGAGGGAUGGGGCCGGCAGUACUACUCGCGUCCUAGUACACGGCGCGAGAAGGAGGACGAAGGUGCGUAUGACGAUAAACGCGAGGAGGAUCGCGAGCUCGAGGAAAAAGAGGUGCGCAAGCUUCAGAAGCGGGCGCGCGAGGCCCUCUCGGGUGCCGAGGACUGGGGUCUCGACGACGUCGAGGUCGAGUACGCUGCUCCGGAGACAGAAGAAGCUGAAGAGGCGCGUGUGGUGGUUGCUGCACCCGAGACGGACGACGCGCCGACACUUCUCCGCCACCUGGCCAGCCACGAGCCUCUCAAGCUUGCACUGGCGCGUGACUUCCCACUCAUCCUCCGGAAGCUUCGCAAGACCAGCGCCGGAAUUGCCAAGAUGGAAGCCGAGGCGCAGGGCGAGGAGACGCUGCACAAGGGCCUCGGAUACCUGCAUUACCAGACGCUGUUGACGUACGCCACCACGCUCGCAUUCUACAUCCACCUGUGCGCGCUGCCUGCCGACGAGCGACCGGACCUCUCGAGCCACCCCGUCAUCAGCCGACUUCUUGAGCUCAAACAGGGCUUGGCUGCGCUCGAGGACCUCGACUUCGAUGCUGGCUCCGUGUCGGACAAGGGCCCUGAGCUGUUCGUGCGCCCCGACGAGGACGAGGACGAGGACAUGGCCGAAGCCAAGCGCGAGCUCAUGGCGCGCAUGCUCGCGGGCGAGCUGCCUGGCGCCGAGGGCAUGACGCUCGACGAGUUCGACAGGAUGGAUGAGGAAGAGGAGGAGGACAGCAACCUCUGGCACCAGGCUGGGCUUGAGGACGACGAGCUCGAUGGAUUGCUCGCGGACCAGGACGCCCCGCUCAAGGCCAAAUCCAAGAAGGAAAAGAAGGAGAAGAAGGAGAAGGAGAAGAAGGGGAAGAAGAAGGAGCGCGGCCGUAAGAAGAAGUCCAAGGCUGCCGAGGACGAGGAGGAGGAUGAGGAGCCCGCACCUGUUGCCUUCACGCCACUCGCCGAGCCCGAGUUCAUCGCAACCAAGAAGAAGAGCAAGAAGGCGCCCAAGCUGUCGGCCGAGGACGAGACCCUGGGCGACCUGCUGGAGCUCACGGACGCGGACGCGGGGGACAAGGAGCACCGCAAGCGCUCGCUCCAGUUCCACACCCAGAAGAUCAACAGCAUGGCGAACCGCCGUUCUGCUGCGCGCGACCGCCGCGCAGGUGGCGACGACGACAUUCCCUACCGUUCUCGCCAAGCUGCGCGGGACGCUGCGCUUCGGAAGAACGCACCCAAGGGCGACGGUGGAGAGGACCUCGGUGGCGAUUGGACCGAGAGCGACCGCAAGCGCGCACGCGAGGUGCGCGACGAGGAGGGCGAGGGAGCAGACGAGGCCGAGGAAUACUACGACCUCGUGAAGCGGCGCAAGGUUGCCAAGGACGCUGCCAAGGAGGAGGCUCACGAAGACUUCCGCGAGGCCAAGUUUGCUGCUUUCGAGGACGAGAGCUCCGAGGGUCCGCGUGGGGUGUCGCGUGCUAUCGAGAAGAACCGUGGUCUCACGCCACGCCGGUCCAAGACGGGUCGCAAUCCGCGUGUCAAGAAGAAGCUCGCGUACGAGAAGGCCAAGCAGAAGGUCGGGAGUCAGCGGGCCGUGUACAAGGGCGGACAGGCGGCCCAGAGUGGCGCGUAUGCCGGCGAGAAGAGCGGCAUCACGACCGUGUCCAAGUCGCGCAAGUUCUAG
This is a messenger RNA of Cutaneotrichosporon cavernicola, 2136 nucleotides long. RefSeq lists its product as uncharacterized. The coding region runs from base 1 to 2136 and encodes 711 amino acids. Gene Ontology annotation, biological process: maturation of SSU-rRNA from tricistronic rRNA transcript (SSU-rRNA, 5.8S rRNA, LSU-rRNA). Gene Ontology annotation, cellular component: nucleolus; small-subunit processome. NCBI's taxonomy places the organism in Eukaryota, Fungi, Basidiomycota, Tremellomycetes, Trichosporonales, Trichosporonaceae. The record is from RefSeq and is a predicted model, not a curated record. The transcript has 3 exons.